Molecule: messenger RNA, 3997 nt
Organism: Plutella xylostella (diamondback moth)
Lineage: Eukaryota; Metazoa; Arthropoda; Insecta; Lepidoptera; Plutellidae
Gene: Karybeta3
Product: karyopherin beta 3
Biological process (GO): protein import into nucleus
Molecular function (GO): protein binding
Source: RefSeq, a predicted model, not a curated record
UAGCACUGGCAGCCCGUCAAAUUCGAGCUGCCACAGAAUUUUCUUAAAAAAAAACGAGCCUUUUUGAAGUGGUUCAACAUGGCAGGAGAUCAGGCGCAAUUUUAUCAAUUACUAAAUACUUUAUUAUCAACAGAAAAUGACAUCAGAUCCCAGGCGGAGGAAGCUUACAACAACAUUCCAACAGAAACAAAAGUAGUUCACCUUGUGGGAGCCGUACAGAAUGCAGGACUCGCAGAGGAUGGCCGCCAAACUGCGGCCGUGCUGUUGCGCCGACUGCUCAGCGCCGAGUUCUUUGAGUUCUUCCCCAAACUGCCCGUGGAGCAGCAGGCCCUGCUCAAGGAGCAACUACUUAUCACACUACAAAUGGAAGUCACACAGCAACUCCGAAGAAAGAUCUGCGAUGUCGUAUCGGAAUUGGCAAGGAACUUGAUUGAUGACGAUGGCAACAACCAGUGGCCCGAGUUUCUGCAGUUCAUGUUCAACUGUGCUGCUUCCCCCGACGCCAACUUGAAGGAGGCCGGCAUCAGAAUGUUUACAUCCGUGCCCGGAGUCUUCGGCAACCUCCAGAACCAGAACCUGGACAUGAUCAAGCGCAUGCUGUUCUCGGCGCUGCAGCCGUCCGAGAACGAGGCGCUACAGGUGCAGGCGGUGAAGGGCAUCGGGGCCUUCAUCCUGCUGCACGACAAGGAGCCCGCCAUACAGAAGCACUUCAGCGAUCUGCUGCUGCCCAUGAUGCAGGUGGUGAUGAACACGAUGGAGAAGGCGGAUGAUGACGCCGCCCUGAAGGUGCUCAUUGAGUUGGCAGAGACGGCGCCCAAGUUCCUGAGGCCACAGCUGGAGCCCAUCUUCCAAGUUUGCAUCAAGAUGGUAAGCGACGCGGACGCCGAGGACAACUGGCGACAACUCGCCCUCGAGGUGAUGGUGACGCUGUGCGAGACGGCGCCGGCGAUGGUGCGCAAGCAGGUGCCGGGCGCCGUGCGCACGCUGACGCCGCUCGUGCUCGAGAUGAUGUGCGACCUGGAGGACGAGCCCGACUGGGCCGUGCAGGACGACGCUGCUGAUGAUGAUAAUGAGAACAACAACGUGGUAGCGGAGUCAGCUCUCGACCGCAUGUGCUGCGGUCUCGGCGGCAAGAGCAUGCUGGGGCUGAUCGUGGAGCAGGUGCCGGGCAUGCUGGCGUCGGAGGACUGGCGCCGCCGCCACGCCGCGCUCAUGGCCGUCUCGUCCGCCGGCGAGGGCUGCCACAAGCAGAUGGAACAGAUGCUGGAGCAGGUCGUGUCUGCCGUGCUCAACUACCUCACUGACCCGCACCCACGCGUGCGCUACGCCGCUUGCAACGCAGUCGGUCAGAUGUCCACUGACUUCGCGCCCAUUUUCGAGAAGAAAUUCCACGACAGAGUUGUACCUGGACUGCUUCUGGUACUCGACGACAAUGCCAACCCCCGCGUGCAGGCUCACGCUGCGGCUGCUUUGGUAAACUUCAGUGAAGACUGUCCGAAACCCAUUCUGACUCAAUACCUUGACCCAUUGAUGAACAAACUUGAGGCAAUCCUGACAGCUAAAUUCAAGGAGCUGGUAGAGCGCGGCACAAAGCUGGUGCUGGAGCAGAUCGUGACCACCAUCGCGUCGGUCGCCGACACCGUGGAAAAGGACUUCGUGAUCUACUACGACCGCCUGAUGCCGUGCCUCAAGUACAUCAUCGCCAACGCCACCACCGACGAGCUGAAGAUGCUUCGCGGCAAGACUAUCGAGUGCGUCAGUCUGAUCGGUCUGGCAGUAGGCGAGGAGAAGUUCCUGGCGGAUGCCUCGGAGGUGAUGGACCUGCUGCUGAAGACGCACACGGAGGGCGACCAGCUGCCGGCCGACGACCCACAGACCUCCUUCCUCAUCUCCGCCUGGUCGCGCAUCUGCAGGAUCAUGGGCCAGAAGUUCUCGCAAUACCUGCCGAUGGUGAUGGAGCCGGUGAUGCGCACGGCCGCCAUGAAGCCCGAGGUGGCGCUGCUGGACAACGACGACCUGGAGACCAUCGAGGGCGACCUCGACUGGCACUUCGUCACGCUCGGCGAGCAGCAGAACUUCGGCAUCAAGACUGCCGGCCUAGAAGACAAGGCGUCCGCCUGCGACAUGCUGGUCUGCUACGCGCGCGAGCUCAAGGAAGCGUUCGCCGAGUACGCCGAGGACGUGGUCAAGCUAAUGGUGCCGAUGCUGAAGUUCUACUUCCACGACGGCGUGCGCACGGCGGCGGCUGAGUCGCUGCCCUACCUGCUGGAGUGCGCGCGCAUCCGCGGCCCGCAGUACAUCCAGGGCAUGUGGGCGUACAUCCUGCCCGAGCUGCUCAAGGCCAUCGACGCCGAGCCCGAGCCGGAGGUGCAGGUCGAGCUGUUGAACAGCCUCGCCAAGUGCAUAGAGCUGCUGGGCGGCGGCUGCCUGACGGACGAGACGAUGGCGGAGGUGCUGCGCAUCCUCAACAAGCUGCUCAGCGAGCACUUCGAGCGCGCCACCGAGCGCCACCAGAAGCGCACCGACGAAGACUACGACGAUGUGGUAGAAGAACAACUAGCUGACGAAGACAACGAGGACGUCUACGGUCUAUCUCGCGUGGCUGACGUCCUCCACGCGCUCAUGUCGGCGUACCGCGACGCGUUCUACCCGCACCUGGACCAGCUGCUGCCGCACCUCGUGCAGCUGCUGGCGCCCGGCCGCCCCUACGCCGACCGCCAGUGGGCCAUCUGCAUCUUCGACGAUGUCAUUGAGUUUGGAGGACCAGCAUGCAUCAAGUACAAGGACAUAUUCCUGGAGCCGAUGCUGUCGGGGCUGCGCAGCUCGGAGCCGGAGGUGCGGCAGGCGGCGGCGUACGGCUGCGGCGUCCUAGCCCAGUUCGGCGGCGACCAGUUCGCGGCGGCGUGCGCGCAGGCCGUGCCGCUCCUGGCCGCCGUCAUCAGCGAGCCCGACGCGCGCUCCGUCGAGAAGGUCAACUCAACAGAAAACGCAAUCUCGGCCGUCACCAAGAUCAUCAAAUAUAACCACACGCAAAUCAAUAGGGACGAAAUUAUUGCUCAUUGGCUGACUUGGCUCCCAGUGGUUGAGGACAACGAGGAGGCGCCGCACGUGUACUCGCUGCUGUGCGAGCUGGCGGCCAGCGGGCACCCCGUGCUGGGCACGCCGGACGCGCCGCGCCACAUCCUCGCCACGCUCGCGGAGGCCUUCCUCAAGGACGCCGUGCCCACAGACAACCCCGUCUACGGACAGAUGGUGGCGCUCUUGCGUCAGAUACAGAGUAAUGCUGCGCUAUUCACCGCCUGCCUCGGCUCGCUGAGCAACGAACACAAGGAGGCGCUGCAGCUGGCGCUGUCCGCGUAGGGCGCCGCGACGACUAUUUAUUAUGUACUCACCCAUCGCCAAUCACAAUGUACCCGCCCUCACCCCAGACAACGUCCCCUCCACCAUCGCUAACCUGCAUCCCGCCUCAUGAUCCACUAAUGUUAAGUACUGUACCAGUAAAACCUAUUUAUUAUUGUUGUACACGACUAGUGUCCGUCUUGACUGCCGUCAUUGAAAUUGUUGUAACGAUAUAAUGAACUUCUUUCCUUUUCAAGGAUUAUGUUUCCCUAGAUCUCAACAUGCUAGCGAGAACAUCUGUUUUGGUGUAAUUAAAUUACUGUGAUAUAUUUUUUAUACUGAUCAAUAAUUUCAUGCUUCGCCCAUGCAUCUCAUGUAGCACCUUCGACGUUGGUUGUCGAUUUCGAAACUUUUUGAUGUUUUUUUCUUAUACCAACUUUGUAAGCAAUGCUGUGCUUAUAUUUGAUAAAGGUUGCCAUAUAUCAGCUACUAUAUGGGAUUUUGGUGGCUGUCUCUCGCAAUGGAUGCUAUGUUAUACAACGUCUUUUGGACGUCAUUGUCUGUUUGUAAGAAAUAAUUUUAUUCAUUAAAUACAUAUGAAUAUUAUAUAUACAUUUCUUUGUUUUAACUAAAAUAAAAGUUAUUGACAUUUAUUUUA